Drosophila eugracilis is the source of this 1511-nucleotide messenger RNA. Its product is annotated as serine protease inhibitor 77Ba-like. The record is from RefSeq and is a predicted model, not a curated record. The coding region runs from base 92 to 1423 and encodes 443 amino acids. Gene Ontology annotation, molecular function: serine-type endopeptidase inhibitor activity. NCBI's taxonomy places the organism in Eukaryota, Metazoa, Arthropoda, Insecta, Diptera, Drosophilidae. The transcript is spliced from 5 exons.
UCUGUCUAGUCUUCAAAAUAUAGUGUUGAAUAUAGUUCUGGUUUCAUAAAAGUCAAACUAAUCGAGGAUAUUUGCCAAAAAGUGCAAGAUAAUGGUCGGGGUUUCAAUUUUUUUCGGAGCCAUCGUGAUUUUUUUGGCACAUGGUGGAUAUGCCAAUAAGACGGAUUGCAAUGAGACUGCUACUACUCCGGUUUACAUUCCCGAUUGGAACGGCGUCAUAACGGGAACCCAAAAUUUUGCUUUCCGCGUUAUAGAGAAAUUGUCAAGAAGGAAUACUAAAAAAAGCAAUAACUACCUGAUGGCGCCGUACAGUCUUUGGCUCUCAUAUAUGAUGCUAUAUUACGAAUCGCAAGGAGAAACUCAAACGGAGUUAGGUGGCUUAUUGGGAGCCUUUAUCACUUUGAAUAUAACAAAUAUGGCUGAUUUCUACAACGAUAGGCGUGGACUUCUAAAUUCUACUUCUUCCGAAUUCGAGACAGCCUCCUUUCAGGGAUUUUUUAAGGCCAAGGAAUAUUCUUCCACAAGCAAAUAUAAUCUUGUGUACUUCUACGCCGAUUUGGGACCGUGGUCACUGGACACUUUUAGGUCAGAUAAUAACCAUAAUAUAGCUAGGGCUAUAAACCAAGAAAUACGGCGAUCAACUAAAGGUCAUAUAGAACCUGAUAUUAGUAGAAAAAAUUUAUUUGUGGAAAGACUCAUCCUGGUCUCUGCCUUUUACUUCAAGGCCAAGUGGCAGAUCGCGUUUGACAAGAGCCUGACGAAAUUGGAGGACUUUCACCACGAGACAAACAACAAGGAAACCUCAAAGAAGCACAUGAUGAACCAGAUCGGAGAUUUUGCGUAUGUCAAGGACUUAAGCGGAUUGAAUGGGGAUGUUCUGGAGCUUCCGUACGCCACAACAACCAUCAGCUUAACCGAAUCGGAUUACAUAUCCGAUGAGGUUCCCUACGGUACAAAAAACUUAAGUUUAGUGAUGCUCGCUUUUCUACCCAAUCACGGCUAUAGUAUCUUCGACAUUUCCGUCAAUCUCGGAAUUCUGGGACUGCCGUUAGUCCUAGAAAAGCUGGAUGGUUUUAGAAACACAGCCAAGAACAACCAAGUGGAGGUCAAGAUUCCCAAAUUCGAUCAACAAAAUGAUUAUACGCUUAUAGAUUUUACGGCAGAGAUAGGAGCCCCGAAUGCCAUCAAAGAAUCUACUGCAAAUUUUACCUUCCAAAACUCUGACAUUCUUAAGCCUUUCCUCUCGUCUUUCUACCACUAUGUCCGUUUCGCCGUAGACGAAGAAGGCGAGCCUGGAACAGUUCCGAAGCAUUCAAAGGACAACAAGGGUACAGUCAAGUUUCACUUAAACCGACCCUUCCUGUAUAUGGUCGUGGAAAAAGGAAUGGGCGUGAUCCUUCUUACUGGCGCGAUGCGGGCUUAGGAUUCGAAUCAUUUAUGUACACAAUAUUAAAUGAAAAGCGUUUUAAUGAAUUUUGUUGGAAAAUAAAAACUAGCAUCUGCACGUUUAA